Molecule: messenger RNA, 1137 nt
Organism: Branchiostoma belcheri (Belcher's lancelet)
Lineage: Eukaryota; Metazoa; Chordata; Leptocardii; Amphioxiformes; Branchiostomatidae
Exons: 5
Coding region: 103-906 (267 amino acids)
Biological process (GO): tissue regeneration; cell adhesion
Cellular component (GO): membrane; nucleolus
Source: RefSeq, a predicted model, not a curated record
GCGGCAAAGGAAACCACGUUUUCGGUGGUGGGGUGGUUUUGCUUCGUAGCUGGUCAAGAUAUCACUAAAUUAGCGAUAUUCCACCUGUAAAAACUCCUCAACAUGGAGGUACAACUCGAAAGAGAAGGUCAGGACUCUACAGGAGAGAACAGGGACCAGGAGACGGACAGAAAAGCGCACGAUCGGCCGUCGAAUCGCGGCGGUAGCGUCGGUGGCGUGCCCGCACAGACCUACGAGGCGGUGGACGGGUCCACGGUAGUCAUUCCUCGGGGGAAGCCAAAGUCCGGCAAAUUUUGGAAAACUGUGCGAUCAGAAAGACAUUCAAACAUCAAGAAAGACAAGCCUCUGAGAACCACCUGGAACAAGAAAAUGCAGCAAAGAGCAGAAAGACAGUCCAUCAAGUCAUUUGAGAAAGAACUGAAGGAGUUGAAACGACAACAACAGGAGGAGAAGAGAAAGAGACAAGAAGAACACAAGAAACAGAAGCUUGAAAAUGAGAGGAAAUCAGAGAUUGUACAGGUGAAUAUCCUGGCGACCCGACCCAUUAAAGAUGUGAACCUGUUCUCCCUGAAGAAGACCGUUGCGCUGGCCCUGUUUGACAUCACCGUGCUGGCCGCCAACACGGCACAGGUGAAGUUCGUGCGGCACAACUACAAUGAAGAGGACCUCGGGGUUUACAGGUUCACCAUGGUGAUGUUGGGACUGUCCAUCAUCCUCCUGGUGGCCACGGCAGCCGUCCUGCUCUACAUGGCCACCUUCAACAUAGAGCGCGACAACGUGUACGAAACCAUCGGGCGGAAAGCUCACAUCACCAACGACAUCAUUGCCUCCCUGGUGUUGGUUAUCACGAUCGUCAACGUUCUGGUAGCUGUGUUUGGCUGUGAACCCAAGGCUUGGCCCUCGUAAAAACUAACGUUUAUGGUUUGCUAAUGUUGUCCAUCGCCGUAGAUGGUCCCUCUUCGGCCACGUACUCCGUAUGCCGCUGGACUCACCCCCACAAAAGGUCCUCAGUGUCGCGUUCAGCAAAAAACUGAAACCCAGACUAGGAAGACCACGUGAAGGUCUCCUCAGUAGCCUCGUAAACUUUAUCUCAACCAUAACAUCAGACUCGAGUCUCACGUACUGAAACAUCUUAGA